This is a messenger RNA of Lentinula edodes (shiitake mushroom), 2016 nucleotides long. RefSeq lists its product as uncharacterized. The record is from RefSeq and is a predicted model, not a curated record. The annotation marks the transcript as partial. The transcript has 2 exons. NCBI's taxonomy places the organism in Eukaryota, Fungi, Basidiomycota, Agaricomycetes, Agaricales, Omphalotaceae.
CUGACCAGUGCCUUGAAGGGCAACAUAUCGUCAUACUUUAUGAACAGUGAAGAAAUCACUCACCUUGUUGAUGAUUCACACCUCCCACCAAGGCAGGGUAUACUCGCUGCCAUGAUUGCGAUUACUUUCAUUGGGAAGCAAAACAUAAGUAUGAACACAUUGAAAACUCUGUUCAUGGUUCAGCACGUUAAAGUUGUGAAUGCGUUGCAUUGGCUCAUUGCAAACAAUAAGUGCUACUCGCACAUUCAAAUGUCCAGUAUCAACAUCAAUGCAUUACCUGAAAAUGGAGUUCCGCAAGAACUAUUGACGACUGUCAAGUAUUCAGAGGACAAAUUUCACUUUGAAGAAGAGCGACAAGGGUACGUGCCUGAUGGUGAGGAAGAUGAAGAACAUUGGGCCGAAGACCAGAACAAUCCUUAUGAGCCACUUUUCUUUGAAGUUAGCGCCAGUGGAGUCGUAGAUUUAGAAGGCAACUGCAUCCCGCAAAGUGAGCUCCUUAGUAAUGCAUUGGGAAAUCUGCAACGCCAGGAUGCCCAGGUGGGGCAGGGCCAGACAACACCGCAAUAUGCGGUUAGAAUAGGGGGCUAUGUGAAUGAGUAUGGACGACGUGAAGCAAAUGGUACCCCUUCCACCGGCCCAUCUUCAAAUCCAAAUCAUUUGUUGGGCUGCUUUCCGCAAUUAUUUCCUUAUGGUUGUGGUGGAUUCGAGACAUCACGCCAAUGCCAAGUUAGUUAUGCUGCGCAUGCUAAAUGGGCACUGCAAUACGGGGAUCGACGAUUCCGUCAUGACAUGCAGUUUGUCUUCCAGGUAUUUGGCGUUAUUCAAAAACGAGCAAUAUGUACUUCGGCAGCGUUGAAGAUGUCUAGGGCAGACUUUGUUCACAAUCAGUAUGCGAUAGAGAGAUUGAAACCAGGCAACUUUGCAACCACAGCUGAAGAAGAGAGAAACAGUUCACGCUUCAGUAACCCAGUGAUGCGGUCGCUCAUGAACCACUUACGCUCUGUGCGUUCAAGUGUACCGGGGACUGACUCCUCCCGAACUAGUGUGCGCUCCCAAAUAUGGUCCAUGUCUACGAUGAUCAAUGCACCUAAUUUGUGGGUGACGCUGAAUCCAUCCGACAUCAACAAUCCAAUCGCGCAAGUGUUUGCAGGAGAACAAAUCGAUCUCAAUAAUUUCGACGCUACAGUUGAAGCAUAUGUCGGCAUGGUAGAAACCCAAGGAUGUGGCAUGCUCCAUGUGCACCUGAUAAUGUGGUUGCAUGGCUCGCCAUCACCUUCGAAGAUGAGAACCUUCCUACUAUCGGAAGAAUUUCGAAAGAAGAUUGUCGCAUUCAUUAAGACCAACGUACAAGCAGACGUAGGUUUAAGUCAACCAGACUUCCUCAAGUUAACCCCCAAGCCAGGUAUAUAUUUCAAUCGGCCGAUUCCACCGAGUGACCCAAAAUAUUCGGAGAAGCGUGAUAGUCGGACAAAGCUCGUUGCACGCACUGUACAGCUUCACAGCUGUGAGGUUGGGAGAUGUUUGAUUGUCAAAAACAAACGACUGGUGUGUAAGAACCGCGCACCUUUCCAGCUAUCAGAUACAGACUGGGUGACUGAAAACGGGGAGUGGGGAAUGCGGAGAGUAAUACCUUUCUUGAAUGGCUUCAAUCCCACGAUAUCAGAGUUACUAAUUUGUAAUCAUGACGUGAAGCUAGUAACCAAUGGCAAUGAAAUGCAGGACAUGACAAUGUAUGCCACGAACUAUUCCUUGAAACAACAACCUAAAACUUGGAAUGAAUCAGCGCUACUCGCGAAACAGCAUGCCUUUCAUGUCGAACAAGAGUUGCAAUCGCAUGAGUACAUGAAGGCCAGUCAGCGGCUCAUCACUCGUUGUGCAAUAUCAUUGAACAGGGAGAAGGAGAUGAGUGCCCCCGAGGUCAUCAGCCAUUUGAUGGGCUGGGGCGAUCGGUACAUAUCCCAUCACUUUGUCUCUAUUUAUCUUGAUGGUAUAUCGCAUGCACUGAGGAAUGUGUUC